GCACUACAUAACAGCUGUGGUCCUCGCUGCACUGCUCCUGAUCUUCACUAACAGCACACAUUCUAGACGCAGUCAUGUCUCUCAAGUACAACAAAGUUCUUGUUAUCGGCGCCACAUCAGGCAUUGGCUGGGCCCUCGCCGAGAAGAUCGUGCAGAAUGGCAAGCAGGUUAUUAUUGUAGGACGUCGACAGGAGAAGCUGGACGAGUUCGCUUCCAAAUAUGGCAAAGACAAGGUCUCAACAAAAGCUUUCGAUAUCACCAAGCUCGACGAAAUUCCCAAGUUCGUCCAGGACGUUACUAAGGAGCACCCCGAUCUCGACUCCGUCAUCCUGAAUUCUGGCAUUCAACGCGGCUUUGACUUCUCAAAGCCCGAUACAGUCGAUCUAGAGGUACUCGAGCUCGAAUUCCGCACAAAUUACAUCUCAUACAUGCACCUGACGACGGCAUUCAUCCCCUUCCUGCAGAAGAAGGAUAACGAAACAAGCCUGAUCUACACCACCUCCGGCCUAGCUCUUCUUCCCCUUCCCAGGUGUCCAAACUACAGCGCCUCCAAGGCUGCGCUGCACCACAUGAUCUUGGUCCUUCGCGAGCAACUACGAGCUGGCCCAGGCAACAUCAAGGUCAUUGAGAUCUUUCCACCAGCAGUGCAGACAGAGCUUCACGAUGCGAAACACCAGCCUGACAUCAAGGAUGGCGGCAACAUUGGCAUGCCGUUGAAUGAAUUCAUGGACGAGACGUGGAAGAAGUUGACGAAAGGGGAUGAGCAGAUCCCUGUUGGCUUUGUUAGUAAUGCUUUUGAGAAGUUCGAAAAGACGAGGCAGGGCAUGUUUCACGAUAUCAUAAUGAAGAUGCACUAGAUGUCGAGGUGGUGGAGAGGAGGUUGAAGAGGUUGGACCGCUGUGGAGGUAGUCAAAUAUGUGUGUUAAACGUAAGAUAUUCGAGCAAUGUUUCGAGUCCACCCAAAGACUACAAUUGGUUCCAUGAAAGUAAAAGUACCAUUGUAAGGCUCACGACUCAUA
Macroventuria anomochaeta is the source of this 1019-nucleotide messenger RNA. RefSeq names its product NAD(P)-binding protein. Bases 75 to 857 code for a protein of 260 amino acids. The record is from RefSeq and is a predicted model, not a curated record. Lineage: Eukaryota; Fungi; Ascomycota; Dothideomycetes; Pleosporales; Didymellaceae. The transcript has a single exon. Gene Ontology annotation, molecular function: oxidoreductase activity.